UGAAAAUGUUACCUUGUGAUAUGGCUAAUCUUUCUCAGCAUGACCCAGAAUAAUGCAUCGAGAUAAUGUAAUGGAGGUACCCCUAUUCCUGCUGAUACUUGUAACAACUUUCAUUGUUGUUGGAAAAGCGGUGCAUCCAGGUUGCGAGUGUCUCGUAUUUUCUACGCUGUAUGGCAAGGAAAAGGGAACGUUCAAGAGUCCUGACUUUCCUAAGCCGUAUUCUCCGAAUAUUGACUGCCUGCUCUACACCUUCAUCGGGAACUCUGAUGAGAUUAUCGAGCUCACUCUCACGGACUUUGAUGUACAGAAGACUAAAUUCGGAUGCAUCCACGGUGAUUACGUGAAAGUUUUCAUGCACUUGGAGAGCGCCGGUGUGAACGAAUACACCCCCUGGGAGACACUUUUGUGUGGAAGACUCGCAGAUAUUCCCACCGUGUUGUAUUCUUCUGGUCCCGGACUGGUACUGGAAUUCCACUCCGGUUCACAAACGGCCAAUUCUACCGGCUUUUCCGGCACUUUCAGAUUUAUUGAUAGAAAAAAAUUUCGAACAGAUGGAUUGAAGCUACCCAGUACCAUGUGUGAUUACCAGUUCCUCAGUUCUGAACAUUCACCGCUCUAUGGAAAAUUCUACUCACCGAGGUUUCCAUCCAGCUAUCCAAAAAACAUCAGAUGUACAUACAGAUUCAGAGCCAGAUAUAAAGAGCGGAUCCGGGUUGUUUUCGAGGAGGUGGCUCUGCAGAAAGGGGAUAUCAGCUGUUUGGAUAGAGCCGACAUAAUCCGAGUGUACGAUGGAAAGACGGCCGCCGAUCAAUCCAUAACGGUGCUGUGCAACGAAGGAAACGAAAUUGAAAUUCUUUCGACAGGAUCUGACCUCUUCAUCGAAUUCGUUGCGAAUUCUGAUUGGCCUGGCCAAGGGUUCAAAGCAAGAUUCCAGUUCCAGCCUAGCGACGAUAAUUCAAUAGAUUCACAUAGUUAUAACCGACUUAGAACAUAUUCCUCACCGACUGAAACUGAACCAAAUGUCAGCGAGACAAGGUCAAGUUGUGAUAUCAUAAUAAGUAGCGAUACGAAUAGGAAUGGAACAAUCAUGAGUCCGUCUUAUCCUUCACCAUAUCCACCGAAAACGACAUGCAGAUACGAAUUCCAAGGAAGAGGAAAGGAGCGAGUUCGAAUCGUCUUCCAGGAUUUCAAUCUGUACCACACGUCAGAAGUGACAAAAAAUUGUGAAAACAUGGAUUCCCUAAAUGCUUUCAUCAACAUUGACGGCAGGAUGGAGAAAAUCGACAAUUUUUGUGGUAACGUUCUACCGAAGCCCAUCAUGUCGAAUGGGCCCAGACUGAAACUUGAAUUUCAGAGUUUAGUUGCUUCGAGGUACUCAAGAGGAUUUAAAGCAACGUACUCUUUUAUCGAAAAUUUUGGUAUAACGACUGGUACCCAGUUACAGACUUACCCCUGUGCCUUCGUAUUUAAUAGUAACGAAUCCAGAAGUGGAUAUUUCCAUAGUCCAAACUACCCUGGACUAUAUCCCAGAGAUACCGAAUGCCAUUACUUCCUUUAUGGAAAUGCAUCGGAAAAAAUACAUCUGCACUUCGAAUACUUCGAUGUGGAAGGAGUUUUGCCAUGUGAGGCAGUAUCGGCUAGUGACUAUGUAGAAUUCUCAAACUACUUGACAAGGGACCGAAAAUAUUCGAGAUAUUGCGGACAACUGAAGGAAUUCGACAUCGAAUCUGACCGCAAAUUCUUCAGGGUGACUUUCAGGUCCAAUGAUAGGCUGGACGGAACUGGAUUCAACGCGACAUAUCACUUCUUAGACGAAGUGGAGUCCUUGGCGAAGAAGCCAAGCGAUAAAUCGGACUCACCGAAUCGAAAAGACGGUUUGAGGUUGCUGCUCCUUCUCUUCAUCUUUCUACUGACCAAACUGGGAACAUAAUCACAUGAAGCAGGGAGUUUCUGAAGCAAUAAUCAAUUUAUCUAAAAGUGUUUAACACUCAAGUGAUUUUUAAAUAAAAGUUAUUCGAGAAACAAUAAAUGAAGUGUACAUGAAUGGAUGUUUUUCCAUGAUGAGUGGUAUUUUAUGUUGAACUGUAGAACUGUUCACAAUUAUGUUGAUAUUAUAGUAUUUUAUAUAA
Molecule: messenger RNA, 2129 nt
Organism: Leptinotarsa decemlineata (Colorado potato beetle)
Lineage: Eukaryota; Metazoa; Arthropoda; Insecta; Coleoptera; Chrysomelidae
Gene: Sol1
Product: Sol1
Cellular component (GO): plasma membrane
Source: RefSeq, a predicted model, not a curated record